CUGAUGGGCGCGGUCUUGUUUAUUAUAGGGCGGGGUCAAGAAAAGAAAAAUCGAGGGGCUGUGAACAUCGAGUUUGAGCUAUCUCUUCUCCAUUUCAAAAUGGCUCUAGAAGGUUGCCUUAUCGACUUUGGAGAUGAUCCCUCCUCCUCAUCUUCUCUUAGCAAAAGCACCAGUGAGACCACCUCUAUGAAGUUCGAGGACAACUUUUGGGGCCCAGAUUGUCGCGGAUUUGAAGUAUUGAUGGGCAAUUUGAGGGCGGAGUCAUCUGCUUCUCACCAUUUAGCAGAAUACGUGAAGGAGAGAUUAUCAUUAGAAAGAGUUUAUCUCAAAGGAUUACAAAAAUUAACAAAAUCACUAGGUCAACCUAACGACAGCACUUUAGGUGGGUUUCAGCCAUUGUGGCUAGUGAUGCAGAAAACAUUAGAAGUUGUGUCUGAGAAAAAAGAGAAGUACAUAACUUCACUGAAUGACAUUUAUAAAGAGAUUAAUGAUUAUGCAAGUAAACAGGACGAUCAACUGAAGGGAAAGUCAAAAGGUGAAAUUGACUCUGCGAGCAAAAGUCUUCACAACUAUCGUCACUCGACUGAAAUUAUUCGUAAAUCCCGUAAGGCCUACAAAGCCAGCUGUACCGAACUAGCCGAACACCAGAAAGAGCUGGAGAGGGCAAAACUGGACCCGAACCGUGGGAAAGAUCUUGAGAAAAUGGAGGGAAAGAUACGGAAACUCAUGGCCCACAUGGAGAGCUCUAAAACUGAUCAUCAAAAAUCUAUUCAGGCUUAUCACGAAUUUUGGAAGGAGUAUGAAGAGAAAAUGAUACUAGCUUGUAGAAAGUUUCAAAGUCUCGAGGAUCAUCACUUAAAAGUACUGAGAGAUUUCCUCACUCGUUUGGCAGCUGUUCACGAAGAAAGUGAGUCCCACGGAGCCAAAGAAUUCCGGAGCCUAAAAGAAAAGAUAGAAGGAUUGACCGUAGAGAAAUUAUUAUCAAUUUUUACUAACAUAAAGAAAACUGGGACAACCAAACCAGAGUUGACCCAGUUCAUACCAAUAGAAGUUGAUUCCAUUCAGCUAUCACAGAGUGGGAGUAUGGCAUCAAUCAGCUCCUACACUAAAGGAGGAACAGCCGGAACGCCAGCCGAGGUUAAAAAGGUAAAGAAGAAAAAAGAAAAGAAAACGACAAAGAAGACCAAACCUCCGCUGCCUUCUACAACCACCAACUCACAGAGAGCCACACCCGAACAGACCCCGCCCCCUAAUAAAGACGAGAACGUCGACGAGGAGGGUUUCACGAUAAGACCCAAGGAUGCAGAUAAGAUUGCGAAAUUCUCAGACGAAGAGUCUCCGAGUGAUUCUGAUGAUGACAGCGAUUUUGAUCCAGAUCCUGGUAAGAAGAUACAGGCUGUUGUCAUAAAGGACAAUCCGACUGUCUCGUCAACAGUUAGUGUUGAUGAGCUCAGUAAAGUGGCUAAGAGUCUUAAACUGGAGGCACCUCCUGCUUCUUUAUCAGCUGGACUCAUGAGAAGAGCUGGAAGCUCUCAUUCACUAGAUGUUCAUUCCACGAUGUCGCUGACCCCCCAGUUACGUGAGAAGUCCCCAGCAGGCAGCCAAUCACUCUUCAACCAGCCGACAGACCUCGUUCCAUCGUCCCCGCCCCCUUUCAACGUAUCAGCCCCGCCCACUUUUCCCACUAAUUUCACGGACUCUCUCCCUCCACUUCCGCCCCCGAUGACUAAUAACUGGGCCAGUUUCUCAUCUCCCGAGGCCACACCCACAAAUACCCUCACGCCCGAAACUUCCGUGACGGCCUCGAUAACUCCGCCCAUCGAUCAAAGUUCCUCGUUGCCGAUAACCCCAUCAAUUGCCCCGCCCACUUCCGAUAAAUCCGAUACCAGCUCCCUUGAUAAAGGUAGUCGUGGUGCAUCCCCAGUGAUGGCUCUUAAAAUGGGGUCGUUAUUACCGCCUCCACCUGGAGGCCCUUCCCACCGCCCACGCCUUAACGAGGGUUUAAAAUCGGAGCCAACGUCUCCCAUGAUGUCUGUUAGGGGUAUUUCUCCUCCUGGAGGGAGAAAGUCUCCACGUACUAGCUCAGGCUCGUUGCAUGACUCCGCCCAUAUUUCGCUGUCUCCGUUGGCGACCGUUCGUCAGUCUGUUGGUGGGGGUGGGGCUAGUAGCGAUAAGGUUGUUCCGAUUGCGGUCGCUUUUCAGGAAACUUGUAAUGCCAUUUAUAAAGGAAGCGAUUUAUCAAAGACUAUUGUUAAAGUGACUGGUCAAAUGGAUUUCUCUUUUCCCUCGUCCUUCAUUCCUGCCCUCUCCUCCCACCCUCCUCUCAAGUUCUCCCUUAAGAGUACUGAUAAGAUACGCUCAGGAACCAUUCUCCACAACCAGAACCUCAUCACACAGGAAGGAGAUAACGUCUAUGUAUUUCAGAUGUCAAAGCUGGUUCCGUUUUUAAAAGACUCAGCAAGUAAAAAUGUGCUACCUUUUCACAACGUCCAGGCUCUGAAAUAUGAAGUUAAUAUCAGUGGUAGUAAUGGUCUCCCUCUACAAAUGACUUCAUUCUGGAAGUGUGAAUCAUCAUCAACUGUAUUCAGAUUGGACUAUACUUACACUCCGGAUGUAUUCCCAUCAAAAUCAAAACCGAACCUCACUAAUCUAUCAGCUACCGUUACUGUAGGGGGCGGAGUCACUAGUGCCGAUCCUCAGCCAAAAGGGGCAUGGUCUGAUGAUAAGAGUACGAUGGUCUGGAAGUUGCCAGACGUCUCAUCUGAUAAGGAAAUCGGUAGGUACUAUAGUACAGGGCAUUAAAAAGAAAGACUAGGAGAGAGU
This is a messenger RNA of Amphimedon queenslandica, 2823 nucleotides long. Its product is annotated as F-BAR domain only protein 2-like. The transcript has 17 exons. Gene Ontology annotation, cellular component: plasma membrane; cytoplasm. The record is from RefSeq and is a predicted model, not a curated record. NCBI's taxonomy places the organism in Eukaryota, Metazoa, Porifera, Demospongiae, Haplosclerida, Niphatidae. Bases 4 to 2802 code for a protein of 932 amino acids.